Molecule: messenger RNA, 2167 nt
Organism: Sipha flava (yellow sugarcane aphid)
Lineage: Eukaryota; Metazoa; Arthropoda; Insecta; Hemiptera; Aphididae
Product: trimethylguanosine synthase-like
Exons: 9
Coding region: 86-1627 (513 amino acids)
Biological process (GO): 7-methylguanosine cap hypermethylation; 7-methylguanosine RNA capping
Cellular component (GO): nucleus
Molecular function (GO): RNA cap trimethylguanosine synthase activity
Source: RefSeq, a predicted model, not a curated record
UUCUGGAUUUGAAUUGUGUAACCCAUGUAUACUGUACGAAAUUUGUAGCAUAUCUGGUAACUUCGUCUUUUUAUCAUUCAAAAAUAUGAAUUAUUUGGAUUCUUAUACUAGAAGAACUUGUAAGUUUGAAAUACUUGCUGAGAUAUCAUUUCAUAAUAAAAAUCAAACUAUCAAAUUAUUAUGUAGUCGUCUUUUGGCCCGACAUUGUUAUAGUAAACAGGACAAAAACUGCUCAGAAAUAAUAUUAUCUUGUGAGGGGAAUGAUUCUCCAAGUAUCCAAGAACAAUUUUCAAAUUUAAGUACCAGUGAUGAAUCUCAACAGAAUGCCAAAUGGUAUGCAUAUUGGGAAAAAUAUGGAGAAGACUUUGUUAAUGAAACAUGGAUAAAACAAUAUGAAAACUGUGGACUGGAUGAUUUUCCUACUAAUAUUGAAAAUGCUUAUCAAGAACACUGUGAACAACAAUAUAAUGUAUUGUAUUGGAAGUUUAUAAAUGAAAUGAGUAUUGCUGAUGCAAAAACUGAAGAACCUAAUGAUGAGGAGUCUGAAAACAACCAAUGUGGUUCAGAUUAUAGUAAAGAACUUGAUCAUGUUUCUAACUUUGAUUUUCUCUAUAAAUAUAAACAUUUUAAAAAAGUACAUGACAAACUUGUCAAAGCCUAUCAAGCAAUAAGUAUAAUGGGAUAUACUUAUAGCGAUCAAAAUACAUAUGAAUCUGCUUUUGUUGAAUAUCUCAAAACAAAUCUUGUAAAAUCUACUCGACAUCUAAACAUGUACAGAUUCCCAAAAACACGUGAAUUAUCUAAUGCCGAUGAUUCAUUAUGUGAUUCUGAUCAUCUAGUGAAAAAUAAAAGGGAUAAAAGUAAAAAAACAAUUAAAAAAGAAGUAUGGAAACAAAAUAAAAAUAAUCAUGAUUUAGAAAAUUUUGAAAAAUUUGGAUAUACAUAUUUACAAAAUAAUCCCAAACUAAUGAAGUAUUGGAAAAAAAGACAUUUAUUAUUUUCUGAGUUUGAAAAAGGGAUACAGUUAGAUGAAGAAAGUUGGUAUUCUGUUACUCCUGAAAUAAUUAGCUAUCACAUAGCUGAACGCUGCAGUUGCUUUUUAAUUGUUGAUCCAUUUUGUGGUGCUGGUGGUAAUAUUAUUCAAUUUGCUAAAACUUGUGAACUCGUUAUAGCUAUUGAUAAUGAUCCGAAAAAGAUUGAACUAGCACGACACAAUGCAGAGUUGUAUGGUGUUGCCGAUCGCAUUCAGUUCAUUAUUGGUGAUUUCUUUGCAUUAGCGCCAACUCUUAAAGCUGAUGUUGUUUUCUUAUCUCCACCUUGGGGUGGACCUGAACUCAUGAAUUUUGAAGAGUACAAACUGUCUAAUGUGAUGCCAGAAAAUGGCGGUAUACAGAAUAUACUGUCCUUAGCACGAAAAAUUACAUCUAAUAUUGCCUUACAUUUACCAAAGAAUACAAACAUUUUUGAUUGUAUUAACUCAACUGAUGACGAUUUUGUCGAGGUGCAACAGAAUGUACUUAACUCAAGAUAUAAUUCUCUAACAGUUUAUUUUAGUGAACUGUAUGGACUCUGUGAUGAAAAUAUUGAUAAUUUUGAUGAAAAUUUUGAGAAAAUUGACUUAAUAUAAUUAUUUAUAUAUAAGACUAUUGGUUAAACAUUUUAUCAUGGAAAUAUUAUUCAAUUUAGUAUUAUAACUAUUAAGUAAUAUCUUGGCAAUGGUCUUGUAAACUAUCUACCAUAUUUUUUAUGAUUUGUGUAUCCCUCUGGUUUUGUAAAGAUUUAUCAAAAAUCAUGUACAAAACAGUAUAAACAAAUAUCCUCCUCUUCAAUAAUCUAUUAUAUUUCUGUCAGUUUUUCAGUUAUAAAUUUCAUUCUUAAAUGCCUUCGCUAAUUUUUCUUUAUUUCCUAAUAUAUCUAUGUUUAACAAAUAUUAAUAUCGUUUUUAUAACAAGCAUUGCUAUAAACACAGAAUAUAUGAAAUAAUGUAGGUAAAGUAUGUUACAUAAAACAUAAUUCAAAAACUAUUAAAAAAAAAUUUAAUUAGUUAUGUACAGGGCUCGGGAGUUAAAGUAUUCGCUUAUUUUUAUGGGUUGACUUAAAAUGUAGCAGAGUGCUAUAGAAGUGCAUGUCAAGUUAUAACACAUACAAUUAAGAAAUUUUAAACGGC